AUGAGCCCACCGCAACCCGCUGAAGGCGGCACCUCUACCCACCCGCCGCAUCCGUCCUCUGAUGGAUCCAGCCCUGCCUCGCGCGACAAGCAGACUCUGGACUACAUCGUCAAGUCACUGAUCGCCGGCGGUGUGGCCGGUGCAGCCGCAAAAUCAGUCAUUGCGCCGCUGGAUCGUGUCAAGAUCCUCUUCCAGACUUCGAAUCCGCACUAUGCUCGCCAUGCAGGCUCGUUUCUGGGGAUGUUCACAGCCACGCGCGACAUCCUGGCCACGGACGGUAUCCGAGGGCUGUUUCAAGGGCAUUCGGCCACGGUCCUGCGGAUCUUCCCGUAUGCGGCCAUCAAGUUCAUGUCGUAUGAGCAGUACAAGCAUCUGCUGAUGCCAUCCAAGGCCGACGAGGUUUGGUGGAAGCACACGCUGGCUGGAUCGGCGGCAGGCAUCACCACCGUCCUGUUCACCUAUCCCCUCGAUCUGAUCCGAGUCCGUCUGGCAUACGAAGUCCGGACAACUACACAGAAAAAGUCGUGGGGCAUUCUGUCGAUCUGUCGCGAUAUUUACCGCGAGCCCAGCGUAUUCAUAUACAACCCGCACGGCGCUCUAAAACCCAUCGCCGGCAUCACCAACUUUUAUCGAGGCUUCUUCCCAACACUCUGGGGCAUGAUUCCGUACGCCGGCGUGUCCUUUGCGGUGUACGAGAACAUCAAGCGGUUCUUUGUCCAGGGGCACCGGUCGCCCUGGACGAUCAAGAAUUACCACGAGUGGGAAGCAACAGGCUUUGAUGCGUCCUUCAAGCCCAAGCUUCAGUCGUGGGUGUACCUGUGCUGUGGCGCCAUCUCGGGUGGCAUCGGCCAGGCUGCCAGCUACCCGUUCGAAGUCAUUCGGAGGCACAUGCAAGUGGCCGGCACCUUGACCAGCAGCCUCGGCGGCGGUCUCGCUCCCGUGGUGGGUGUCCCUGUCCCAGAUCCCAAGGUCGAAGAGACCACGGUCAAACACCGCAGCAAGCGAUUCAGCACCACGCUCGAUACCGCUCGCGAGAUCUACCGCAAGCGCGGCAUUCGCGGCUUCUUUGUCGGCCUCAGCAUUGGCUUUGUCAAGGUGGCUCCGAUGCACGCAGUCUCCUUCUUGGUGUACGAGUGGAUGAAGUACCAGCUUGAGCUAUAG
Polychytrium aggregatum is the source of this 1161-nucleotide messenger RNA. Its product is annotated as mitochondrial carrier domain-containing protein. Lineage: Eukaryota; Fungi; Chytridiomycota; Chytridiomycetes; Polychytriales. The record is from RefSeq and is a predicted model, not a curated record. The coding region runs from base 1 to 1161 and encodes 386 amino acids. Gene Ontology annotation, biological process: transmembrane transport. The transcript has 3 exons.